UGGCAAAAUCCCCCUUCUCUCUCUCCCCCCCAUCUCCUGCUUCUGAUCGUCUUCUCCGGCAUCUCGUUGUUUUUGUGCUCGAAAGCCUUGGGCUUCUGAGUUUUGCUGCUUGAGCCACCGGGUUCUCCGGCUGCUCAAGCCUGAUGGAGCCGGCCUGCUCCCUGCUCCGAUGACCCCAUGAGGUCUCACAGCUCCUUGUUCCCUCACGCAAAUCUACCCAGCUGCAUGAUGGAAUUCGUAGAUCUGGCGGCCAUCGCCCAGAUCUGGUCUUCGCCUACACGAUUUGUUCUGUUUUUUCAAACUAUUGUGGUUGAUUUUUGGUCCUGAUUUUGCUAUUGUUCUUUGUCUUGAUGGAACUGGAACUAGAAUUUUUGGUUCUCUUUAAACCAGUGCUCGCUGGUUUCUGUGUUGAUUUCAUCGGCAUUUUAGGUUUUGGUUUGCUACAUAUCGAGUCUUCGGUGGUUCAAUACUGUUUCUUUUUGAUUUAUUUGCAUCCAUGUGAGUUGACUUGGUUUGAUGAAAUUCGAAUAUGUAUUUGAGGUUUUUUUUUGGACUGUGAUUUAGUUUCUCUUUGUUGCAUUUCAAUGGUGUCAGAGGAGUCAUUUGGGUUUGAGAAAAACCUAGAUUUGGGUUUGAUUUGGAGAGGAAGAGGAAGGGACAAGAGAGAGAGAAAGUGAAAGAGGAAGAAGAGAUGACAUGGAGGUUUUAUUGGUAGACUGUGAUUUAGUUUCUCUUUUGUUGCAUUUUAGUGGUAUCGAAGGAGUUAUUUGAGUUUAAGAAAAACCCAGAUCUGGG
Messenger RNA from Rubroshorea leprosula, 795 nucleotides. Lineage: Eukaryota; Viridiplantae; Streptophyta; Magnoliopsida; Malvales; Dipterocarpaceae. The record is from the annotation of a GenBank genome assembly.